ACGGCGGACCCGGCGUGCGUCUCGCGUCAUAUCUUCCAACUCAACCGCCGCUUCCUGGCCGGCCCAGGCAGCCGCCUCGGGCCCCGCUCCUCUCUGAACCGCUAUCCGCAGACUGUCAUCAUUCCCCGGUAAUAAAAGCACAGGUUCUCCGCUCUCUGUGUGCGGAGCCGCGGCCGACAUGAGUGAAUGAAGAGGCUGAAAUCCACACAUCCUCAGCUGAAGUCCCGGGACUCGCUGCCAGCGGUGGGGCCGGAGCGGGUGGGGCAGCCUGAGGCAUAGCAGCCGUGGUGAUGGUGUUGGACUCAGGUGAAGUCUUCAUGGAUCAGGUUGAGGGUGAAAGUGUAGGGAGCCGCAGGGACCUGUUGGAGCCAGAUGUUCGAACAGAUCCACCAAAAACCAGUAGCAGCUCUGCUGUGACAACCAGACUGUCAGCCAAGAGGAGCAAUGUCACUAAGAAGGAGAGGGUGUCCCACAAUGGACUCCCAGCCCAGGCCAACAACAGCCAGGUAGAGAGGAGGUCAUCAUCAUUAAAAAGUGGAGCAACGCCCAGACCCCCCCUCCGCCGUCCCCUCAGUCUGGAGAUGACACCCCAGCGCCUGCGAGGGUCUCAGGAGCAGAUGGCGGACAGGCGGAUCAUGCAGCCUCCUUGGCGCAGUGGCUCUGCUGCCCCGUCGCCCCCGGCUCGCAGCCUGACCAGCCCCAGUCUUGGUGCAGGUGGCUGGAUGCGCCGCAGUGAAAGCACCUGCUCGGUCAACUACUCCCUGGGUCUCCGGGCCGGCAGGGGGCAAAUGCGACCUGCCACCUCCCUGCCACACAUAGCUAAAGGAGUAGGGGGCACGACACUGCCUACACCCUCCAGGCCCUGUCUGCUCGUCGCUCUCAGACCUCUUAACUUGGAGCAGGAGAAGGAGGUUUUCUUCCAGUCCGACUACAAGUAUGAGCCUCAGUUUGAGUACACCCAGCCUGAGCCGAAGAGUGUGCUGGAGAAAUACAGAGAGGGCUCAGGCCUCUUCCUGGAGCAGGCGGUUGGAAUCAUGGAGUGCGUCCUCAGGAAGUUUGGCUCCUAUGAGAACUUUGAAGAGGUGACGGGUGGAAACGUGCUCCCUAAAAGUCAGGUGUGGGCUGCUGUACGCAAAUAUCUGCAGAAAGAAGGCUGCGUGGGAGAGGUCGUGGUGCGUCUGUCUGACGAGCUGCUGUCUCAGGCGGUGAUGGUGGUGGAAAGCUGCCGUCCCACUCUGACUAUUAACCUGGCAGGGGCUCGGCAGCACUGGCUGGAGGGGAUGUUGAGACAUGAGAUAGGGACACAUUAUUUAAGAGGUGUCAACAACAAUCUGCAGCCGUGGUCCACCUCGGAAGGCAGGAAGCAGUUUGGCCUCAAACCGGCCAAUCCCACGGAGGAAGGCCUGGCCAGCCUGCACAGUGUGUUGCUACGGAAACAGCCCUACCUGUGGCGUGCAGCUCUGCUGUACUACACGGUAUACCACGCCACCAGCAUGAGCUUCAGCCAGCUCUUCAGUCACAUCGCACGCUUCGUCCAGGACCCUGACGUCCGCUGGGAGUACUGUCUGAGAGCCAAGAGGGGACAGACGGACACCUCGCAGCCUGGUUGCUUCAGUAAAGAUCAGGUCUAUCUGGACGGGAUCCUGCGAAUUCUUCGGCACCGAAGGUCCAUCGACUUCAAGAUGUUGACUUCUUUAGGCAAGGUGUCUUACGAAGACGUGGAGAGGCUGCGGCAUUUGGCGGUACUCCCCAGGACCAGAAUCCCACACUUCAUGCGUGACCAGGAGAGGUACCUGCAGCACCUGGAUCACAUUGUCGCCGUCAACGAGCUGGAUGAUUUGACACUGCAACAUCUGCUGCCCUGACCGUCCCUAGCACCGUCUGAGGCCAAGAAGAAGAACUGGAGGAUGCUGGUAAACACUGACUGUAACAUGUGGUGCCCUGAAUAUCACUUAAAAUGAUCCAGUAUUACCAAUGCUUUAUUUGAGCGAUUUUUGUAAAACUUGAAUGAUACGAACAAAAGGGACGUACACACUAACACCUCUAUCUACAUUUUCACUUUUGUCCAAUGCAUGUCUACGUGGCUUUUCCACAGAGCCGAGUACAGUUCAAGUGCCCCUCCCUCCCCCCAGCCUUUACUCCCACUAUGAAGUUACCUCAAUACUGCAACUUUACGAUGUAACCAACAUUAUAUUUGUAGAUUCAUACAUAACCACUGCACCCAACGCCUGUACAGGGCACUGCUAACAUGUCAUGUGCAGAUUUAAACAUAAUCAUAAUCACAUGCUUUAUUUAUGCAAUUAUUUAAGGUUUUUUUUUACUUUGAGAGAACAGACUGAAUGUCUCUGGUAUUAGCUUUAUACUCUCUUUUUUUUUAGACAUUUUUUUAAGCCGUAGAUUGUUUGCAUUUUAAAAAAGGACACCAAGGACACAUUAAUCCAAAACCCCUGGGGAAGAGGCAACUGAGGCCAUGAAUCUUUAAAAUAUCAAGUGCCAGUGGACUCAGUCAAAUAUUAAAAUAUGCCCCAGGGAGGUUUUAAAAUAUCAGUGUUAUUAUGAAGAUAAUCAGCUGCAUUGUUUCUGUCUUAAACCGUGUCCUUGGUGGUCUUUGGAUAUCAGUAUGCUACUGUGACGUGACCCAUGCCCGAGCUCCCACCUCUGCGCAGCAACCAAACUUUUUAUUUAAAACAAAAAAAAAAAUCAACGCCAAAGGAGUAGUUUAAUAUUUUGGGAAACAUGCUUAUCUUUCUUUCAGAAAGUAAGAAGAUUGGUACAGCAGAAGUGACUUUAGAAGAGGUGACUUUACUACAAAGUGUUGAAGAGUUCACUACAUAGUCCUGUAUGUAUUGAAACCCCCCCAGAUAGUGAGUAAGGAGUAGUGAUUGAGUGGGUGAUUUUGGGCACAGCCUCAGUUUCGCUACAUGUUGGCAACACCAGCCAACAUCACCCGUCAGCCUCAGCCUUUGUGUGUAGCCAUUAAGUGCAUUAACUUUGUCUUAAACUUGAAACAUAAAAAGUCAACUAAUGACAGUUUUUAACCAAUUUAUAAAACUAGUGUUUGUUUUAUUAGCUAAUUAGCUGCAGCUCAUAAAAUCUGCCAGUUACAGUUCAAUCAUUUCAGGCAGCAAAUUGACUGUUGGCAGCUGGAGCUGAGAAGCUGCUUUUGUUUACCUCUGUCUGAAAUCAAAGACCCAUUGUUCCAAAAAUCACAGAGAUUUUUGAUGCUAAAUCUGCCACCGUUUUCACUGUAAAAGUGUGUGAGAGCCUGACAGCCUAAGCCAACAGUCAAUUUUCCACAAUUGGCUCUGCCAUACUAUUAGUUGCUGUAGCUUACUCCUUCACUACAGUUGUUCCCCUCUUCAGCUCUGGCAAACCAAUCGUUGCUUCAUAAAAUGCUACGCUACCAGUGUGCCAGCACGAGAAUAAAAUGUCACCACAGACACCAGAUUUAAGAUUCCCAUGGCACUUAUAGACUUAAUCAGCACUGUGUGUACCUCUUUGUAGCAAAUGUCCAUUUAUAGGUAGAGAUAGUUCUGCAUGUAACUCUCUGUAAAUGGCCAACUGGUCUUUGCAUCUUGGACAGAGCAAGGCUAGCUCUUUGUCUGUCUCCAGUCUUAAUGCUAACAGUUAUUUAAUGGAUGAGGCUGCUGUCUUCUCAUCUGACAUCUCAGCAAGAAAGCAAAUAGGUAUGUUUCCCAAAAUGUCAAGCUCCUCCUUUUACAUGUAGAUAAAGUGCCUCAGUGGCAUCUUAAAUACACUGUUGGGGCUUUUUGUGACGCAGCCAAACUCAGCCAGUUAUCGUUCAUCCUCAUCCAGACAUGAGUCACUGGCUGAGAAGGAAGCGUGGGGUGUUGUGGGCGUGCCUUUGAUGGGUGUAGAGCUCAUCUGCUGUAGUUAGCUGUGUGUUUGUAAGCUGCUUUUUACUGUGUUUGACACAUAAAUAAUUCAGAUGUCAGUCAGGGCAUUCAUUUCAGGCCACGCCGUCUGUGAGCAGAAUUAGCACCGACAGACUGGGGAAAAAAAAAAAAAAAAAACAG
Lates calcarifer (barramundi perch) is the source of this 4037-nucleotide messenger RNA. Its product is annotated as kiaa0895l. The record is from RefSeq and is a predicted model, not a curated record. The transcript has 7 exons. The coding region runs from base 291 to 1865 and encodes 524 amino acids. Lineage: Eukaryota; Metazoa; Chordata; Actinopteri; Centropomidae.